Messenger RNA from Limanda limanda (common dab), 841 nucleotides. It is a transcript of the gene cotl1, whose product is annotated as coactosin-like F-actin binding protein 1. The record is from RefSeq and is a predicted model, not a curated record. Gene Ontology annotation, cellular component: cortical actin cytoskeleton; plasma membrane; site of polarized growth. Lineage: Eukaryota; Metazoa; Chordata; Actinopteri; Pleuronectiformes; Pleuronectidae. The coding region runs from base 388 to 816 and encodes 142 amino acids. Gene Ontology annotation, molecular function: actin filament binding. The transcript has 4 exons. Gene Ontology annotation, biological process: regulation of actin filament polymerization.
UCAGGACUUUACUUCUUCUUCUUCCUGCUCAUCACUUCUUCUUCUUCUUCUUCUUCUCCUCCUCCCUGCCCGAGCCGCCGCAUCACCACCGCCCACCAUCUUCCAGGAAAUGACCCGAGCUGCUGGAAGAGGAGCCGCCUCAUUCCGCUGAGUCCAGCCGGCUCCAGAGCUCCGAGUGCGGCCACAGACGCCUGUUGUGUAACCGACUCACCGGUAGUUCGCUGCUCCAUCACCGCCGAGCCUCCACCCUCCUGCGCCCGGUUCACAGCCCGGUUCACCGCCGCACAUCCCCGCAGACUUCAGCCUCCUCCACCCGGUUCUCCACCCUCCUCCACCCGGUUCUCCACCCGGUUCUCCACCCGGUUCUCCACCCGGUUCCCCGCCGCCAUGGCCACGCAGAUCGAUAAGGAGGCCUGCAGAGAAGCUUACAACGAGGUGCGGGACGACAACACGGACACCAGCUGGGCUGCGUUCAAGUACGAGGGCCCCAGGAUCGUCCCCGCAGGACAAGGCACCGACUAUGAGGACUUCAAGAGGAUGUGCACAGAUGACGCUCGCAUGUUCGGCUUCAUCCGGAUCACGACGGGCGACGCCAUGAGCAAACGAGCCAAGUUCACCCUCAUCACCUGGAUCGGCGAGAACAUCAGCGGGCUGCAGCGCGCCAAGAUCAGCACCGACAAGACUCUGGUGAAAGACAUCGUGCAGAACUUUGCGAAGGAGUUCAUGAUCAGUGACCUGAGGGAGCUGGACGAGGACUACAUCCGCACGGAGCUGAGGAAGGCCGGGGGGGCCAACUACGAUGCUCAGGCCGAGUAGAGAAGAGCCACAUCCCACUGGAAGU